CUGUCAGCCAGUUGCCAAAUGCCAACUUGCCACUGUGAGUGUGAGGUGUAAUUUUGAUUUCGGUUUCGGAAAAUUUUAUAAAUUUUGAAUCUUGCAAAAAUCACUCUUGCACGUAAUUGUGCAAUUUUUUAAAUAAUCAUGGAGGAAUGGAUAAGUGAAGGAUUAUGUAAAAUAUUGGACUUCGAAAUUCCUGAAGAUUUAAUAAAAUAUAUUUUGUCAAUACAAAAUGAAAAGGACUUAAAUGAGUAUCUAAAAACAUUACUCGAUUUCGAUAAUUCACAGCAUAAAAACUUUUACUUGGAGUUGACUAAGAAGCUGUUUCCCAAUAAAGGAAAUUCCCAAACAAAGCAACAAAAGAAAAAGAUAUCAAAAAAUAAACAACAACAGGAUUUCAUAAGUGAACAGACGCCUGUUACACAACAUGUGAAAACUGAUGAGGAGUCUAAGUCUAAGAAAAAAACUAAAUUUGUCAACCUCUAUUCUCAAGAAGGGAAGAACGCUCAAGUUGUUCUAUUGAAAGGUAGACAUCACUGCGAUUGUCAAGCAUUGAAGCAUGAUUUGAUAAACAACUGUCUCCAAUGUGGCAGAGUUGUUUGCAAGCAAGAAGGUUCCGGGCCCUGCUUGUUUUGUGGGAAUCUGGUAUGCACUCCAAAUGAGCAAAGAGAAAUAAAUGCUAAAACCAAGUCGAGCGCCAAGCUCAUGGAGACUCUGAUGGAGAGGAGCAGACCUAAGGGCUGGGAGGCUGCCAUAUCACAGAGAAACAGGCUACUAGAAUAUGACCGCACUAGCGAGCGACGCACGCGCGUGACGGACGACGACAGCGACUACUUCAGCGCCAACAGCGUGUGGCUGAGCUCGGGCGAGCGCGACAAGCUGCAGCAGUACCAGCAGACGCUGCACGACAAGAAGCACGCGUCCAGGCGCAACAAGAAGAUGACCUUCGACUUUGGUGGUCGUCAGAUCAUAGAAGACAACUCAAUAGAGCACGAGGUGGAUGAAGAGCGCAUACGGCAGAUAACGUCAACCGGUGGCGCGACUAGUGACCCGCAGAUACUGCGGCCGGAUAUGUUCGCCCACUCGUUGGCUGACCGCGAUGUCGCUCCGGGUGUCAACGCUCCUUUACUGCAGUUUGACGAGUCAGUGAACCAGGAGAGCCAAGGCUACUCCUCAGCGGUGAGGUCUUCCUGGAAUCAGCACUCUCGCAUCCAAGACCUGGAGCUGCAAGAGAUGAGCGACUCCGGCAAGUGUCUUUCCAUGCACCAACCAUGGGCUUCCUUGCUGGUUGAGGGCAUCAAAAGGCACGAGGGUCGAACCUGGUACACCAGCCACCGCGGCCGCCUGUGGAUUGCUUCAACCGCCAAACCACCGGACCACAGCGUCGUGAGCGCCGUUGAGAACCAGUACAGAGUGCUGCGACCAGAUGAGCAGCACAAGUUUCCAACGUUCUAUCCGACGGGGUGUUUGUUGGGCUGCGUCAACGUCGACGACUGCUUGCCGCAGGAGGAGUAUGCGAAGAAAUACGCAGACACGGAUGAGAGCGACAGUCCCUACGUGUUCAUUUGUUCGAACCCCAUCAGUCUGAGGCUGCGGUUCCCUGUCAAGGGACAACAUAAGAUUUAUUCCUUGGAUAAGAGUAUUCAUCAAGCAGCAUUGAAAUCCAUUCAGAAAACAUCAAAAAUGCAAGCUGAAGAAGCUAAUGCUGGUUAAAGUUAUUAUAAAAUUACUUUUAAACAUACCAUACGAUGUUUAUAUAAAUUAAAAUAAAAUAAAACGAUUUUGUUACUUUAAGAAA
This is a messenger RNA of Bicyclus anynana (squinting bush brown), 1792 nucleotides long. Its product is annotated as activating signal cointegrator 1. The transcript is spliced from 12 exons. The record is from RefSeq and is a predicted model, not a curated record. Gene Ontology annotation, cellular component: nucleus. Gene Ontology annotation, biological process: positive regulation of DNA-templated transcription. The coding region runs from base 139 to 1707 and encodes 522 amino acids. Lineage: Eukaryota; Metazoa; Arthropoda; Insecta; Lepidoptera; Nymphalidae. Gene Ontology annotation, molecular function: transcription coactivator activity; zinc ion binding.